Molecule: messenger RNA, 846 nt
Organism: Odobenus rosmarus divergens (Pacific walrus)
Lineage: Eukaryota; Metazoa; Chordata; Mammalia; Carnivora; Odobenidae
Exons: 6
Coding region: 1-846 (281 amino acids)
Source: RefSeq, a predicted model, not a curated record
AUGUUCCAGCGACAGCCCCAAGUGAAGUCCCAGCCAACAGUGGCAUCAACUGCAGCAUGGAGUGACAAGACUCAGAAGAUUCCAGGUUCCAGCCUUUGGGCUGCCCCAGCUGACGAUAAGAGUAUGCACAUUUCUUGGGGGUUUAUCCCUAUGCCUGGCAUCAAAUUCUACCUGCCUGGAACUGUGGCCAAAGUGUCCCCAUCUAUGCUCCCUGAGAGUUCAGCAUACUUUCAGAGGCCCCUGAAUGAUGAAGAUGGAUGGAGGGCUGCCAUAGCAGCGCCGCCUGGGCUGAGUGGGUGUGACGUUAUGCCAGUGUUUCCCAAACAGCAGUCUGUGAAAUCCUUGUUCUCCUUGAAAAAUGAGCUGCAUGAUCAGGUGCCUGGAGGUGCAGACCACUUCCCCUCAGCCACCAGCACCUUGGUGCAUUGGUACAUUCAGCAAACAUCGAUUGAAGGAACAAGUCGGCCAGGGGGCCACGCCAUAGCAGUGGCUUUUAAAGACACUCAGAAGACACCCAUGGAACCAGAGAUGGCAAUUCACCGAAUUAAAAUUACUCUAACCAGCUGCAACAUAAAAUCUUUGGAGAAGGUAUGUGCUGCCUUGAUCAGAGGCACUAAGGAAAAGAAUCUCAAAGUGAAAGGACCAGCUCUGAUGCCCACCAAGACUCUGAGAAUCACUACAAGAAAAACUCUUCAUGAUGAAGGUUCUAAGACUUGGGAUCAUUUUCAGAUGAGGAUCCACAAGCGACUCAUUGAUUUAUACAGUCCUUCUGAGAUUGGUAAGCAGAUUACUUCCAUUAGUAUUGAGCCAGAAGUUGAGGUUGAAGUCACCCGUGCUGAUGCUUGA